Molecule: messenger RNA, 7265 nt
Organism: Herpailurus yagouaroundi (jaguarundi)
Lineage: Eukaryota; Metazoa; Chordata; Mammalia; Carnivora; Felidae
Product: ribonuclease inhibitor-like
Exons: 10
Coding region: 3026-5266 (746 amino acids)
Biological process (GO): negative regulation of canonical NF-kappaB signal transduction; positive regulation of MHC class I biosynthetic process; cellular response to cytokine stimulus
Cellular component (GO): cytoplasm
Molecular function (GO): protein binding
Source: RefSeq, a predicted model, not a curated record
CUCACUCUUGCUUUUAAAAGCUGCUUCAAAUUCUCAGGCUUCAUUGUCAUGGAAGGAGCUCAUAGGUAGAUGUCUUAUCUCUUUUACUCUUUUUGUUUUGUGAAAAGUGCCUCCUAUGAACCUGGCUUAUCAUCCCUAUUCCACUCCUAUUCUUGCCCUGUAUUCAUUGGGCAGCAGCCUUUUUUUUUUUUGGUAGUAUCUAUGAAGCUCCAAACUGUUAUAACAAAUAGGAAUUUUAUAUCAGAUAGAAUAGGUAAUGGAAUACCAGGAGGACCUCUGAUGGUGGUCAGGCACCAGAUGUACAGAAUUUUAGAUGCACAGGCUAGAAUAGACCUAUCCAGUUCUGGAGUGAUCUAAAUUGAGGCCAUUACGAUAGUGGGCCAAAUCAAGCCAGGGGCCUAUUUUUAUAAAUAAAGUUUUAGUAGAACCAUCCAUGCCCAUUCAUUUACAUAUUAUCUAUGGCUACCUUCUAGCUAAGAUGGCAGAAUUGAGUAGCUGAAACAGAGACCCAAAAGCCUAAACUAUUUAUGGAAUUUUACAGAAGAAAUUUGCUAACAGUUAUCUAGAUCAGCAUUCCCCAAAGCAGUUCUACAGAGCACUAUUGUCCAGGAGAAAAUAACUUUGCUUUUGGGAAAGGGUUAUAUAGUCAUUUUAGACCAGAAAAUGCUGGAUUAAACCAAGUUAAACAGCCUUUUUUUUUUCUUUUUUUUACUAUAGGUCAUUUCAGAUCCUUUCACAUGCUACAUGCGUUGAGAAACUCUAAAAGGAGAUAGAGGGUGUAUUCCCUUUAACUUAUUUGACCACUGGACUUCUUUUCCACAGCUUUCUUACUAAUACCUUGCAAAAUCGUGUUCAAAGGAACACUUAUUUGAGAAAUGCUAACUUAGACAUUCACUUGACAGAAGUUUGAACUUGAUAACUGACUCCUUGGAUUAUUUUUCUAGUUGCAUAAAGUGAAAAACUAUGUAAUAUAGUAUUUAAGCAUAUGGGACUAUGGCUUUAGACAAACCUUAAUCUUAAGUAAGUCUCUAUCACUUACUAGCUGUUGAACUUUGGACAAAUUAUCUAAUGCGAUAAGCAGGACUGACUACAUAAUUGAUGGGCUAUGCUACAAAAUGGAAACACAGGACCCCUUGUUCAAAAAAUAUUAAAUCCAAGAUAGCGACAGCAGAGCAUUAUACCAAUGGGCCCUUCUGAGCACAAGACCUGUGUGCAGAUUGUAUAUGCAUGAACUUAUAACCCUGGUAACAAAUUUCAGUUUCCUCAACUAUAUAAUGUGGAUAAUACCUACUUCAUGGGAUUAUUGCAAGAAUUCAAUCAGAAAUAUGUAUAAAGAGCCUAGUAAAAUAUCUGGCACAGAAUAGGCAAUAAUAAAUGACUUGUUUUUAAUUCAAAAGUAUUUAUAGCCAUAUUCAAUAACCUAUUUGUUGAGUGUCUACUAUGUGCCAGGCACCACACUAGGUACUUAGGAUAUUAUGGUGAAGAAUACAAAUAAGGUCCCUGUCUUCAUGUAGAUUAUUGUUUAGUGGGAAAGACAGAUAAAAAAUAAACAACUGUUAAUUAUGAUAAGAGCUAUAAAGUGAAAACAAGGUGCUGGGAAAGGAAAUAAUAGAGAGGAUCUGCUUUAAAUUGGGUGGUCAAGCAAGUCCUCUUCUAGGAAGUAAUGUUUAAGUUGAGAUCUGAAGGAAAAAAAAAAAAAAAAAAAGCUCUCCAUGGAAAUAGCAGAAAGGGUGUUCCAGGCAGAGAGAAAAGCUACUGGAAAGGCCCUGAAGUGGGAAAGAACAUGGCAUUUGUGAGAAACUAAAAGUAAGCUAGUGUGUCUUUAGGGACUGAGAAGGUGAGUGAUUUGUGGCACACCUUGUAGGGUAAGGUUUUGGAUUUUAUACGAAGUGCAAUGAAAAGCUUUUGAAAGGUUUCAGGUAUGGUAGUCACAUGAUGUAAUUGAUAUUUUUAGAAGAUCAUGUUGGCUGCUGUGUGGAGAGGAGCCAUAGAUAAGCUAGAGUAAAUGAAUAGUAGGAGUCUAUUUCUUUCUCCAGGAAACAGUUAGUAGUACCUUGUAUUUGGUUGGUAUUUGAGAAUGUAGUGAUAAAUAAGUGUAUUGAAGGCUUAUGAUAGGCCUUGUUAAUUGAUUGAAUGUGGAGGAUUCAAGGGGAAAAAAGAAAUAAAGAAUGGCUCCUAAUAUUUUUCUGGGCAACUGGGUGACAUCAUUUAAUUGAGAUGACAUGUCUGCGGAGGGUUUUUUUUGGGGGGGGGAGGGCACCCACACAGAAAUCCAGAGCUCAGGUUUAGACAUGUAAAAUAAGAUGUCCAAGUGGAGAUGGUGAUAUUAGUUAUAGCUGUUGUUUUGUAUUGUUGUCUAGGAUUCCGUGAUUACUAACUCUUGGUGUCACCUCAUUAGAUUCCCGGGAAAUAUUUAGAAAACAUCUGAAAGAAAAAUACCUAAACAUAGGAGUCCAUAAAUGUUAUCAUCAUGGCAAUCAUAUAGAGUCACGGCUGCUUCUUGUAAAAGAACAUGGUAUAUCAGAAAAGACACCAUGUGGGAUUCCUCAACAAGAUAAUUUUAUUGAUAUGGGACAUGUAUUUGAUCCUGACCAAGAGGGCUGCAGCUCAUCCCAAACUGUGGUGCUUCAGGGAUGUGCUGGGAUUGGGAAAACAGCUGUGGUGCACAAGUUCAUGUUUGACUGGGCAGCAGGAAUGGUUACUCCAGGAAGGUUUGACUAUCUCAUCUAUAUAAACUGCAGAGAAAUAAGCCAUAUUGCUAACCUUAGUGCUGCUGACCUAAUCACUAACACUUUUCAAGAUAUAGAUGGACCAAUCCUGGACGUUAUUCUUGUGUAUCCAGAGAAGCUUCUUUUCAUACUUGAUGGAUUUCCUGAGCUCCAGCAUCCUGUAGGUAACCUGGAAGAGGAUCUUAGUGCUAACCCCCAGGAGCAGAAACCAGUCAGUAGAGACCCUCUUACGUAGUUUUGUGAGGAAAAAACUGUUCCCUGAAUCCUCCCUGCUGAUAACUGCCCGGCCUGCAACCAUGAAGAAGCUCCACUCUCUGUUAAAACAAUCUAUCCAGGCCAAGAUCAUUUGGUUUACAAAUGCUGAAAAGAGAGCAUAUUUCUUGAGUCAGUUUUCAGGUGCUAAUGCAGCAAUGAGAGUCUUUUAUGAGCUGCAACAAAAUCAAAGCCUUGACAUUAUGUCCUCUCUUCCCAUCAUCUCCUGGAUGAUCUGUAGUGUCCUGCAGUCACAGGAAGAUGGUGACAGGAGUCUUAUGAGGUCACUUCAGACCAUGACUGAUGUGUAUCUGUUUUACUUUUCCAAGUGCCUCAAAACCCUUACAGGUAUCUCAGUGUGGAAGGGACAAAGUUGUCUGUGGGGCCUUUGCUCUUUGGCUGCAGAGGGACUACAGAACCAACAGGUCCUAUUUGAAGUCCGUGACCUCAGGAGACAUGGGAUAGGGGUAUAUGAUAUCAAUUGCACUUUUCUAAAUCACUUUUUGAAAAAAUCUGAAGGAAGUGUCAAUGUCUACACUUUCCUUCACUUCAGUUUCCAAGAGUUCUUGACUGCUGUGUUCUAUGCCCUAAAGAAUGACGGCAACUGGAUGUUUUUUGAUCAAGUGGGGAAAAUGUGGCAAGAAAUAUUCCAACAAUAUGGGAAAGGGUUUUCAUCAUUAACGAUACAGUUCUUGUUUGGCCUCUUAUGUAAAGGAAAGGGAAAAGCUGUGGAAACUACUUUUGGAAGAAAAGUCUCCCCAGGACUUAGAGAGGAAUUAUUGAAGUGGACUGAGAAAGAAAUAAAGGAUAAAUAUUCUAUGUUACAGAUUGAGCCAAUGGACUUAUUUCAUUGUUUGUAUGAGAUUCAGGAAGAAGAAUAUGCAGAAAAGAUAAUUGGUGAUUUACAAUCAAUUAUAUUGCUUCAACCUACCUACACAAAAAUGGACAUUCUGGCUAUGUCAUUCUGUGUAAAAAGCAGUCACAGUCAUCUGUCAGUGUCUCUGAAGUGUCAGCACCUAAUUGGAUUUGAGGAGGAAGAGCAAGCCUCUGCAUUGACACCAGUCUUUACACUUAAUCAGUCCUUCAAGCUACACAAUUUGCCAGUGUCUCGGCUACACUUGCUCUGCCAAGCACUACGUAAUCCAUGCUGUAAAAUCAAAGACCUGAAGUUGUACCGAUGCCUUAUAUCUCCUGCUUCUUGUGGGGCACUAGCAGCUGUUCUCAGCACCAGUCAGUGGCUCACUGAUCUGGAAUUUAGGGAAACAAAAUUGGAAGCUUCAGCUCUGAAAUUGCUCUGUGAAGGCUUAAAAGAUCCAAAUUGCAAAUUACAGAAGCUCAAGUUGUGUGCUAGCUUUCUCCCUGAAAGCUCAGAGGUUGUUUGCAACUAUCUUGCCUCUGUUCUCAUUUGCAAUUCAAACCUCACUGAGCUUGACCUGAGUGAAAAUCCCCUGGGGGAUACAGGGGUGAAGUAUCUUUGUGAAGGUCUCAGACAUUCCAACUGUAAAGUGGAGAAACUAGACUUGAGCACAUGUUACCUAACAGAUGCUAGCUGUAUGGAGCUCUCUUCUUUCUUGCAAGUGAGUCAGACUCUAAAAGAGUUGUUUGUGUUCGCCAAUACCCUAGGGGACAUAGGAGUACAGCAUCUCUGUGAAGGUCUGCAGCAUGCACAGGGUAUAAUCGAGAGUCUUGGGCUUUCCCAGUGUUCCCUUUCUGCGGCUUGUUGUGAGUCCCUCGCCCAAGUCCUGAGCUCCACCCGGAGCCUGACAAGGCUGCUUCUAAUUAAUAACAAAAUUGAAGAUUUGGGACUGAAAUGGCUGUGCAAAGGAUUAAAACAGCCUGACUGUCAGUUAAAGGAUCUGGCACUGUGGACCUGCCACCUGACUGGAGAGUGUUGUCAGGAUUUGUGCAAUGCACUCUACACCAAUGAGUACCUGAGAGACCUUGACCUCAGUGAUAAUGCCUUAGGGGAUGAGGGUAUGCAGGUGCUGUGCGAAGGGCUGAAACACCCCUCCUGUAAACUACAGACCUUGUGGUUAGCAGAAUGUCAUCUCACAGAUGCGUGCUGUGGAGCCCUUGCCUCUGUCCUCAACAGAAAUGAGAACCUGACACUGCUAGACCUAAGUGGAAAUGACCUCAAGGAUUUUGGAGUGCAAAUGCUGUGUGAUGCACUGAUUCAGCCAAUAUGUAAACUACAGACAUUCUACAUUGACUCGGAUCAUUUACAUGAAGAAACGUUCAGAAAGAUGGAAGCUUUAAAAAUGAGCAAGCCUGGAAUCACCUGGUAGUUUCCAAGGAAAGCCCCUGAAUCAGCUGCAUAUAGACUCCCUCGAUCUGCCCCCAUCUUUAACAGUUGUGCAAUAUUCUUGUUCUAAACCUGUUAACCAUUGCCAAGGACCCUAGUGUGAAACAAACAGCAGUGAUUUCUAUUUCUUACAUAGAAUCAUCCACUAAGUAGGAUGUGAAAGGCAGAGGCACUUUAGUUCAAAUGUCUUCAGCAAUAAUACCUUACAUUUAUAUGUUGUGUUAUAAUGUUUACUAUGUUCUCACAGAAACCCUCAAAAGUGGGAAGAUGAGGCUCAGAGAGGCUGUGACUAGCUCUAGGUCACACAGCUCAUUAGUGAGAGAAUUGGGACUGGAAUCUAGCCAGGUUUUACAAUACCCAGACCAGACAGAGAAACAAUAGAAAAAGAAUGUGAAGGAGUCAACUUAAAGAAACAAGAUACUUGAAAUGAUUAAAGGGCAAGAGAGUAUACAAACAUAUAUCUUAUGGUGCUGAUUUUAAGUAAAACUAAUUCACAAAGGAAAGAGUGGAAUGAGUUCCAUUAAUAGGGAAAGGCUUCAUGGAGAUGCAACUUGAUGUGGGCCUUGAGAAUGAGCAGGAUUGAGAUGGGGGGAGAUACAUAGGCCAGUGGCUGUAAGACUGCAGGCAACAGGGCUGUGUUUGUGAGCCGCUCGCCAAAAGCGCCUACGGAGAGAAAAAUGUUUGCAUUAGAGUUUCCUGAGCUGUGGCAGUAUCUACAUUCUAGCUGAGGGUGUUCUCUAGUUUCCAGGCUCAACUCCUUUUCUGAACUUCUAAUACCCCAUGUGUUUGUUCUUAUUCAUGGACUCCUAUGGCUGACUCACUCCUCAUCCGUGACAACAAAUUGCAUGGCCUAGCAUGGAUCCUACACAACCCCAUGUUUCUCUCUGCCUAGCUUCUACAAAACACCAGAUGAGACAAGUGGAGGAAGGGAAUGCCAGGCAAAGAAAAUAGCACAAAGUCCAUGAUAUAGGAGUUAAUGUUGUAUGGGAUGGGCAGAAAAGUAGGCUGACCUAAUUAAGAUACACAGGUGUCUCUGGAAGCUACUUGACUAGCUGUGUGACCCUGAACAAGUCAACUUGGAUUGUAACAGUUUCUAUUUUCUCAUCUGUAAAAUGGGGAUAACUUCACAUUAACCUUAUAUGGCUGUUGUUCCUGAUAUGGUGCUGACCCACAGUAGGUACUAUAAUGGUAGCUAUUUGUAUGAGUGUGUAAAUGUGAUACAGCUCAGCUGUGUAGUCUUUGAGCUCCCAGAUUUUCCUGCUGUGUAGUCAGUGUUAACUGUGCAUUUGCACUAAAUGUGUGUGCUGGAGACAGUAUAUCUAGUGGGGGAAGAGACACAUAGUGGGAAGUUACUGCCCGCUAGAGGUCUAGCUGCUCCAUGUCCUCGUCCAUCAUCAUAUGUUGUUCCUUGCUGCCCUGGGAGAUGGUAACUUUCGGUCCGGAGACUACAUCUGGCCUGAGAUGGUCAAAACAGCACUUUGUUUCCAGUUUUCUUAAGUUCUUUCCUUUUAGUUAUUUAAAACUUAUUUAUUGACAAUUAUUAUGUGCCAGGUUUUGUGCUAAGUAUUGGCUUUACAGAGAUGAAUAUGCCUUUUCCUGUGCACAUCCCCCUCCAUCUUCUCUGACUGCCCUGGUCCCUCUGUCAGUCUGGUAAAAAUCUGAUAAAACUCAGUCACAGUAAGAACUCAGAAAUAUAAUGUUGAAUGAAAGAUUGCAGAACUCUGUGUGUGGGUCUUUGUGUGUGUGUCCCAUUUGUGUAUAAAAGGAUAAAUACACAUGUAUAUGUGUGUGUCCAGAAUAUGUGUGGAAGAAUAUAUACAGGAAAUUGCCAAUAGGAGUUAUCUCUGUUAAGAGGAAUUUGGCAAAAAGGGGCCAUUUUUAUCUAUAGCCCUUUGUUCUACUUGAUGUUUUUACCAUGUGCAUGUAUUAAUUUUAUAAUUAAUAAGCUUGAUGUUAAAAAUAAAACUCAUUUAUACUGAGGA